CACUUGUUUAUCUGGCUGUUCUUUUGACAUUGAGCUCUUGGACACUGCUGUCACCUAGUCUCUGAAGCAGAAUAGGCUAUAUUGAUAAUGCAUUCAUAUUAUCUGUGCGCUCAUCUUAAAAUAAGAUGUCAAGGUCAAUAUUAACAUGAUGUACAGUGUUUCUAAAUGCCUCAAAGCAUGUGAAAAACAGCGCGCUCCUGUGAGGAUCCUUCAUUGGGUUCCAGUGUCGCUCCAGACUGAAGAGCAGCACAUGCACACGCGCUUUCUGUCUCUUCUACCUCCGUGUUUGUCACCCACCCGCACGAGCCCGUCUCCCCCUCCUCCCCGAGCAUGUGGGUACGGAUGGAUGGCGCACAGGCCCGUCUGAAAGGACAAUACAGCACAAAGGCGCUGGACUCAGUAAUGUCGCCACUGAAAAAAUGUGUCCAAAUGUCUGGUUUUCUCUCAGCCAGCCCCUGAAAUCCAGUUAAUGACGUCUAUAGAAACUCUCUCUCAUUGCUCUGAAUGGAGCCACCCUAAUAAAAGUUGAAAUGGAGGAUGAAGAUGGUACUUGUUUACUUGAUGUUUUGUGUGACCCUCAAGCCCUAAAUGAUUUUCUUCAUGGGACAAAUGAGCUGCCAAGUGGAGACUUACUCAUUAAUUCAUCCUCUGGAGAGCCAUCCCUCUUUACAGACACUCCAAGCCCUGCGUCUCUGUUAGGAGAUGAUGCUAGUUCUCAGGACACUCCUGUCUCUGGCUGUGUGGAUCUCUCCUUUCUGGAGGAGGCACUGCUGGCAUCACCAGCAUCAUCACUAGGAAGCGGAGGUCCUGAGGCGCAAGAAGAUCCCAACGUCCAACUAGUGGAACAGCAGAAAGAGUCAGAAGAGAUCUGUGACAUUCUCCAGCAGAGCCUUCAAGAGGCAGACAUCACAGAAGACACACUAGCAUUAGAGGCAGGACUUGCCCAAACGGCAGAAACUCUCCAGCUUGACUUGUCUGAUGUACCACUUCCUUUGCCUGCAACACCGUAUUUUUCCAAGCCAUUGACCAUUCCUGGCUUGAUCUCUUUACCAAAGGACACUCAAACAGCAGUUGAGCCUCCUCAGCCAUCUUUGUUAGCUGUCGGCCCAGGCUGCCCCUCACUCAAACCUCCAGGAACCCAGUUAAUGAGUCUACUUCCUGGGAAUGUCUUCCCCACACCUCCACUCGAGGCAUCCUUUUCUAUUAAUUCAGCACAAAGCACCAGCAUGAUUAUCCAGAAGACCCUACCAAGCCUCACAAGCCGCCAGAUGUUGGCCUCCACCAUUAGAACGAUUACCCCAUCAGGGGUCAUGUUACAAAAAACUCCUCUACCCAUUCAGCCUAAGUUACCAGUAAGCAUCCAGCCCAGGCUCGUACAGAUUAGUCCCAGGCCAUCAGGACAGAAACCAUUGCCAGGAUUUGCCUUCAUCUCAACAAACACGUCGCAGAGUGUCUUGUUAUCCCCUUCUGUUGGCUCAAAGCAGUCCUUACAAGCACAGUCUGCACCAAGUGUCAGCAAACCUGUUCUGGUUGGUCAGGGAGGCCCCAUUGUCAUUCAGCCCCAGGAUCCUUUUCAGGGCCAGAGACAAUUCUUUCUGCCGAGUCACACACCUGCAACUAUGUCCCAGUCUACCAGCAUUCCAAGGUGUAUUCUUAGUACCCCAAGCAAUCAGGUGUCUAAUAAACCCAAUGUUGACAGUUCUCAUAUUGUGACUGUACGCCCAAGGCAAAUCAACUUCAGCCCUAUUUUUGCCUCCCCGACUGGACAGCUCACCCUAAAACAAGGGGCUCUUCUGUCAGGGUCCUUACCAAUUCGUUCAACACCUCCUACAGUCUUCCAGAUGCCAACACAGCUAACAGGGACCUAUGCACCUCAAGUGCAGGGGCAGCAUGAUGCGGUAGUUCAAAACACUGGUGGAAACCAGAUCACAUUGAUUAAUAAUGCCAAUAUGCUCAUUCCUGAUAUGACCAACAUACCAAUAGUUAAUGGUCAGUCAUUGAUACAAAGUGUGCCUUUGGUGCCUCAAGCCCAAAGUGCUCUAAUAGGGAAAAAUGAGGAAAAGAUGAGUCUUACCCAGAAUUCAGUGGUUCUUAUGCCUGAGAGAACAACAGAAGAUCAACAGGAGAAAGUCAACAAACCAUUUCAAGAGAGCAGAUUGCUGCCUCCAGCUUCAGCGGAAGCAGAGAUUCACGCUCUGCCCUCUCCUGUAUCAACUCUACUACAGUCACCACCAGAUAUUAGUUGUACCCCUGAGACAGUUUUGUCAUUAUCCCCCCAGCUGAUUACCCAGAAAGGAGAGCAACAGUUUUCUGAAGGAGAACAUAACCCAUUGCAUCACAAUCAGGCUUUAGUACAUUCUCAUGAGGAGUAUCCACUUAAACCGACAGCCACCCAAGAUUCCUUAGCUGCAACUCUGCUUGUGCAAAUGGACAACCACAUCUCUAGUGCUGUAAAUGAAGCUGAGGAUUCGCUCACAUCCUUGACUGCACCUGAGACCUUCUCUUCAUUGUGUGAGAGUGAAGAGAUCCUUAUGUCAGCGUAUCAUGGUUCGGGACACAACGAUAUUCUAUUGCAAUCCCCUAUUGACCAGUGCUCUGUAAAGACCACAGACACAUACUCCAUGAAGGGCUCAACACCUCUAGACUCAGAUCAGAAGGAUUCCUCUGUAUUGAUUACUCUUGGUGCUGAUCCCAAGUGUCAGGAGGGGCCGGUAAUGAGUAAGAGCCCUUCCUCAGAGAAGUUGUUGAUGUAUCCGGAGCAACUGGGCCAAAGUCAUGUGUUAACUGAUCUCAGCAGAACCUCAGAGUCAACAGCACAUGAGUACAAGCAGCUGUACAGUGAACAUGACACGGAGCUCACAGUCCCUAGGAACAGUGGGAUAAUCUCUUUGGACCAGAAUGAAUUACAGGAGAAGGUAUAUCUCGGGCCCAGGCUGCUUGCCCAGGACAAGGAGACCUACUCAGCACUUCAGAAGAAUCAGACUCCAACCUCAAUCGUGGAUCCAAAAGAGGAGAAGCUGAGACUAGCAAAGAAACAACACAGGUUCAAACAGCAACUGUUUUUGGACCACAGUGCUGUUCUCAACCCAAACACUUCGGCUCCAUUUGUUUCAGUGGAGGAUGCUUUGAGACAUUUGUUACCUUACCAUACUUGUGCUAGAGCUCUACCCAGCCAGGAUGACUUUAUCUCAGUGGACAAGCAGUUUGAGUGUGUUUCAAUCGUUCUAUUGGAACGUAUCAAAGAUAUGUUGAACAAGUCCAGGAAACUACUUCUGGCUGAAUCCCAGCAGGAAAGCCCAUCAGCAGAGAUGGUGAUGCUAGAGCGUUUGUUUCUCCAGUCAGAAAGAGUCUCACUGGCCGAGGACAGACGCAGAGCCAGAAGAGAUCCAGCAGAGUCCUUCCUCAUGUCCCAGCCCAAGAACUCAUCGUCAGCCCAGAGUGGCCUUGCCGGUUGUCCUCCGUCUCCACCAUCAUGGACCUUGCAAUCCGAUAGACCUCCUGGCCUCAAGACAUAUCGAUCCAGUAACAAAGGAGCAAUACGCCUCACUAUCAAACAAGAGUCAGGAUCCCGCAAAGUUAUCCACAACUCAUGUGAUGCCUCGCAUUCCAUCUCUGGUUUUAAACGAAACUACAGCGGCCAGUUAACCAAGGGAGGAGCCAUGCACGGUAAAGAUGAAUCUCUCAAGCCUAUUUUAUCAAAUGUGGCAGAGAACAAAAAUGAUCAGAAGUCAGAUCAGCUAAACACACUGAGUUUGCACCUUGACAUGGAAACACUUAGGACCGGUAGUGAUUCACAGAACUUCUCUGAUUCUGUGGCCGGGCCAGACUAUGUAGCUCCAAGGGUGCAAGAGCAGUGCACUCCAGUGCUUAAAAGGAACAAGCUGGCUGCUUCUGCAGCACAGCCUGACAGUUUGCCUGCAUUAGUGGAAGAUGGGGAACUAAGUGAACACCUGCAAAGUGCUUUAGACAGCAUCCUGGAGCUGCAAAGGUUGCAGGGUUCUGUAGCAGGGGUUAAACCCACGAUUCAACAGCCUCUUGCACUGGAUCAGGCAGUCAGCAGCAUGCUAGAAGGACAACUAUGAGACAAUUUGAGCACUUGAGAAAGGAAAGGCCUGCAUUCCACCUUCAGCAUGGACUAAUUUUUAUUUAUUAAUUUUCCUGAGGAAGGUGGUCCUAAUUAUUAACUAUUAUUUAUUGUGUAAAUAGAGUAAACAGAAUCUGGGAAGUUUCUUGAAUCUUUGAAAAACCUUUUUGUGGAGAUGCAUUAUACUAAUUUAUAGUCUUCUAUCAGUUUAAGACAAAUUUAAAACACAAGUGCAGUUUGGCUAUAUGUAUAUGCCAUUUUUCAUGUGAAUGUGUCUCUCUCUUUUGAUGGGGACUUAGGUUUGCUUGAUGUUGUUUGGAUGUUUUUAAUAGCUCUUUACCAAACUCUGGGGUGGCUGAAGAAGCAAACCAGAGUACAUUUGAAAAUGGCAGCUUGGAGUACAGUUCAUGUGGAUGUUAACUGGCCUAGCAGCCUUAAAAACUGCCUUAUACAGCAUUUGUGAGAAUGUACCAAGGCAAACUGCUUGGUCCUAACUCAAGUUCAGAAAACACCAGCCUAAUGAACCAAACUGGCGUCAAGCAGAUUUGGGUCUGCACUAUAAAACUCUAGUGUGAAAGCAGCCUUCGUGUUGUAUGCGGAGACAGUUCAGAGAAUGAUGGCGGUUUCCGCUUGUUUACCCCCAAAGAAAAUAUAACCCAUUUCAUUCUAAGUCACCAGCAAAACCAAUUUAAGCACCAGUGAGAUUUCAUAAAUGCAUUACCCUUAUGCAGAACGAAAAUGUAAAGCAUAACAGGACCUCCACUGAUCAAAUGGCAGAUGUAAUGUAUGACUUAUUGUGUUACUGCAAUGAACUGUACAAUUCCAGUUGUGGUUUAAAGGAGAAGUUCACUUCCAGAACAAAAAUUUACAGAUAAUUUACUCAUCGCCCCCUUGUCAUCCAAGAUGUUCAUG
Molecule: messenger RNA, 4996 nt
Organism: Labeo rohita (rohu)
Lineage: Eukaryota; Metazoa; Chordata; Actinopteri; Cypriniformes; Cyprinidae
Product: BRD4-interacting chromatin-remodeling complex-associated protein
Exons: 14
Coding region: 531-4082 (1183 amino acids)
Biological process (GO): positive regulation of DNA-templated transcription
Cellular component (GO): SWI/SNF complex
Source: RefSeq, a predicted model, not a curated record